Diversispora eburnea is the source of this 1767-nucleotide messenger RNA. NCBI's taxonomy places the organism in Eukaryota, Fungi, Glomeromycota, Glomeromycetes, Diversisporales, Diversisporaceae. The record is from the annotation of a GenBank genome assembly.
AUGGUUGAUUAUCGCGAAGUUUUGAGGAAUGCUCUUGCAAGCGGAUUCGGAAUUGUCAGGUUCUUUAAGAUUGUGGAAUACAGGUUUUCCCAACGCGAUCAAGCAGAAAGAGAUUUGAAAAGAUCGCUGGAAGAAAUAGCGUCAGAAAAUGGCGAGCUAUCUCCCAAGGCACAGGAGAUACUCCGUAAUUUUGAUACCAUGAUAAAAAAAUUAAGCGUGGAACGAUAUUGGUCCUCGGCUAAAGUAAACGAGGAGCGCGAAAAGACUCGUUCAGAAAAAAUUAUUUCUAACGAAAGAGAAGAACAGCAUUUCUUUAACCUAAAGUCAAAUAUUGCUAUGGAGCAUGAUGUCGCAAGCAAUUCUUUUCGAACCCAAAUUCUGGAACGUCUAAAUAAAAAGGAUUCAAUUGACGAGAUCGGCACUUUCUUCCAAGACCCUUCUGACCAAAGGUCAACCAAAUUUAUUGAGAAACUCCAGGAAUCAGAAAUAAUAAGCGACGACUCUGACGAAAUAUUCAAUGAGGAGGACGAAGCUGAAUCACAGAACUCCUUUUCCGCAUCUAAGAAUGAUAAUGAUCCGGACUACAUAUUAAGCGACACUGACAAAUCAACUUCCGAGGAUGAUGAUGAUUUGGAUUGCAAUAACGAUCAUAUAAGUAAGAAGGAUUCUCCAAAAAUUGACAAGGUGGCUUUUCAGAAGACUCAUGAUGCUAUCCCGGACACUGUGAAGUUGAAGUUGAGCACAGGAAAAAUAGUGGAGGACGUUCUUUUUAAAUUUUGCAAAAACAAGGAUUAUGAACAUCAUACCCAUUCAUAUAUUGUUGACUUUGAUGAUAAGGAUGUCAAAGCAUUGUUUACUGAUGAAGAGUGGAACGAACUAACCAAAGAUCGAAUUGAGGUUCCAUCUUUUCCACGUGAUAUCGCAGAAGAAUUAGCAAAAUAUGGAAGCAAAUCGUUAAAAGAGCUACGCACAAAAGUGAUGAAAUCAUAUCUUAAGGAAGAAGAAGAAUAUGAUGUCCACAAGCACUAUAAUCGAGAAUGGAUACAAAUGACCAUGCGAACACUUUGUAAUCUGUAUGAGAAUGUAGAUACCCCUUUAGUAAGGACCCAAUACGAAGAUUGGUUCACGGUUGCACUUUUUGGAACAUGUAUUGAUUUCUGCAUUAGGGAUGCACAACUGGGCACUGAUACUUCUCGAAAUCGGGCCAUCGAAGGUGCAAGGGCUUUUGCAGGAGUUUCAGAUAACAAAUACCUUCUUGAGUCAUUCAAGAUGCCCAAAACACUUCGAGAUAUUUAUACUGAUUUAAUCAAGGCUGUGAAUUUUGACGAGCAAAAAGCAGAUAAACUUCAAGUGUUUGGAAUCUUACACUUUGGGUUGUAUAUUCAAUUCGCAAGAUUAUGGCGCGCUGGUGGAUCGAUCUGCAUUUUUCGCAAAGAUCCCCAAUCUUUCUAUGUAGAUAGCAAAUUCUCAAAAAAUGGAUUAAGUUCCUUCAUUAGGCUUCUGAAAAAGAUAUACCAAUUCAAGAUUAUGAUUAAGAACAAUCUACAAAUUCUUAACAUUCUGAACAAUGGUGAUGAUGAUACUGAAUCUGAGGACUUACUAAAGGAAUUGCUUGAGGAUGAACAAUACUCUACUCCGCCACUCACGCAAAUUAAAUUUUUUGCUGAAUGUGAAAAUACCCCAAAGAAAAAAAAGAAAAAAAGGAGUAAUUCAAAGGAAAAGAAUUCCGGGCGAAAAAAAAUAAAGUCAAAUCAUUCCGUAAUUUAA